CUCCUUCUCACAGAAAACAUGCUGGUAGGAGAGGAGGAGGAGGAGAAAAGAAGAAGAAACGCCUCAGAGGCGACAAGAGAGUAAGGAAGCGCAGAAAGUUGUUAGAGUCGGCCAGAUGGACGGGAGGAAGGAAAAGGGAUCUCCAAUGCUAUUUCAGAAGGACAAAUAAUUAAAUAGAUGAACCAAAGCUGGUGGUAGAGAGAAGACCAGGCGCGUCACCGCGGUGCGUGGACGCGGACGAGAACAAGUCAGCGGCGGUGGGUCCUGUCCGUGUCCGUGGAUCUGGCUCCACAUGCGCCUCCGCAACUUUUAAGGGGCCUCAAAGUGGGAAAAAAAGGGGGGAGGCAAAAUAAAAACGGGAAGGUUGUAGAAGCGAGGAGCUUAUUGCUACUCUUCCAGGCAGCCGGGGUCUAGGCGUUGGCACCCGGGCCAGGGGAGUCCCGCGUCAUGGCCGGGGCCAAGCCGGGAGUCCACGCGUUGCAGCUGAAACCCGUGAGCGUCCACGAAGAGCUCAAGAGGGGGAGCAAGUUCAUCAGAUGGGAUGAGGACUCGAACAGCGCCCCAAAUUUGGGGACCCUCAAAGUUGACCCAGAGGGAUUUUUCCUAUCCUGGAUUCCAGGGGCCGGCCUGGAGUCUGAAAUCUUCGACAUCAGCUCAAUCAGGGACACAAGAACAGGAAAAUAUGCCAAGCAGCCAAAGGAUGCCAGGCUAUGGGAGCAGAUGCGCUGUGGUGAAGGGGACAGUGAAUUAAAGCUGCUAACCAUCGUCUAUGGAAACGAUCUGGUCAACAUCUCCUUCAUCUGCUUGCUGGGUCUUUCUGAGGAAACCACACAGUUAUGGACAGAGGAGCUUUUCUCCUUGGCUACAAACAUCCUCUCCCACAAUGCAUCCAGGAACACCUACCUUCUCAAAGCGUACACUAAAAUAAAACUUCAAGUGGGUCCGGAUGGGAAGGUUCCUCUGAAGUGCAUCCUGAAGAUGUUCUCUGAUAAGAAGAGAGUGGAGACGACUCUGGAACAGUGUGGCCUCCUCAACAACAAGUCUGAAGGUGUAAAACUAGAGGAUUUCACGUGGGAGGUUUUCCUCAAGUUUCUAGACAGCUUGUGUCACCGACCUGAACUGCACACCAUCUUAGAGAAAUGCGGCUCUAAGAGGAAACCAUUCCUCUCGCUGGACCAGUUCAUGGACUUCAUCAACCACAUGCAGCGAGACUCCAGGCUGAAUGAGGUGCUGUACCCCCCACUGAAGCGUGAGCAGGUUCGACAGAUCAUGGAGAAAUAUGAGACCAACACCAGCCAGCUGGAGAGAGACCAGAUCAGUUUGCAGGCUUUCAGUCGGUAUCUCGCCGGUGAUGAAAAUGGCAUCGUACCUCCAGAAAGGCUUGACCUCAUCGACGACAUGAACCAGCCGCUGGCUCACUACUUUAUUAACUCCUCUCAUAACACAUACCUCACAGUGGGUCAGCUAACGGGGAUGUCGUCGGUGGAGAUGUACAGGCAGGUGCUGCUCACCGGCUGUCGCUGCAUCGAGCUAGACUGCUGGAAGGGCCGACCGCCGGACGAGGAGCCCUACAUCACCCACGGCUUCACCAUGACCACUGAGAUCUCCUUUAAGGAGGUGAUUGAAGCGAUAGCAGAGAGCGCUUUCAAGACUUCCCCUUACCCUCUCAUCCUGUCUUUUGAAAACCACGUUGACUCAGCUAAACAGCAGGCCAAGAUGGCUGAGUACUGCAGGACAAUCUUUGGAGAUGCCCUCCUCAUUGACCCACUGGAGAAAUACCCGCUGGUCCCAGGUCAGCCGCUUCCCUCACCGCAAGAAAUGCUGGGAAAGAUCCUUAUCAAAAACAAGAAGAAGCAUCAUCAUCACUCUGCAGAGGGCGGUAGCAUACGCCGCAAAGAGCCUGGGGAGCAGUCGCCUCCUGGUAAUGAUUGUCCCCUCACAGACAGAGAGGGACAGCAUCUCCUCUCCAACGGCGAGCAAAAACUGGCAGAAAGGGCCAUCAAAGACGUGGGACCUCGCAAGUCCCUGGGAGGUGAAGGAGAAAGUGAUGAUGAGGAAGAUGAUGAACCAGUGCAAGAGCUUAAAAAGCCCACUUCUGACGAGGGUACAGCCAGCAGUGAGGUGAACGCCACUGAGGAGAUGUCCACUUUGGUCAACUACAUCGAACCUGUGAAAUUUAAGAGCUUUGAGGCAGCAGCUAAGAGGAGGAAGUACUUUGAGAUGUCUUCAUUUGUGGAAACCAAAGGAAUGGACGCCCUGAAAAACUCCCCCAUUGAGUUUGUUGAAUACAAUAAGAACCAGCUGAGCAGGAUCUACCCCAAAGGAACGAGGGUGGACAGCUCCAACUAUAUGCCUCAGGUCUUCUGGAACGUCGGUUGCCAGAUGGUGGCGCUGAACUUUCAGACUCUUGACCUUCCUAUGCAGUUGAACAUGGGUGUAUUUGAGUAUAAUGGCCACAGCGGCUAUCUGCUGAAGCCAGAGUUCAUGAGGAGGACGGACAAACAGUUUGAUCCCUUUACGGAAGGUAUAGUGGAUGGGAUCGUUGCCAAUAAAAUCACCGUUAAGGUGCUCUCAGGUCAGUUUCUGACAGAGAAAAAGGUGGGUGUAUACGUGGAGGUGGACAUGUUUGGACUUCCAGCCGAUACAAAGAGGAAGUUCAGAACAAAGACCUCCAAUGGGAACUCCCUGGACCCUGUGUGGGAAGAUGAAAGCACCACUUUCCAUAAGGUGGUGCUUCCUUCACUGGCCUCGCUGAGGAUAGCUGUUUUUGAGGAAAAUGGCAAGUUUAUUGGACACCGGAUUCUCCCUGUGUCUGCCAUCAGACCCGGUUACCACUACAUUAGCCUAAAGAAUGAGCUUAAUCAGCCACUUUUCCUGCCCUCUCUGCUGGUUGAGAUUGAAGCCAAGGACUUUAUCCCUGAUGAACACCAAGAUUAUGCUGAUGCCCUGACCAACCCCAUAAAGCACAUCAGUAAGUUUGCCAAGAGAGAGACACAGCUUGCUGUUUUCAUGGAUGAAAAUAGUGAGCAACCCAAAAAUGGAGACUUCAGCAAAGAGACGGAGGUCAUUCCAACAGAUUCACUCCCUUCUCCUCUGCUGCCGCCUCCCUUAAGUCUCCUUGACGAAUCUCCUGACAUCCCCAGGUUACCUGCACCUGUACAAACUCCUAAGGAGGAUCUGGUUGCCACUGUUCUCACAGAGAUCCAGUUUCUAUCAGUGGAGGACCUGAAAGCACACAAGAGUUACACUAAACUGACAAAGAAACAGACUAAAGAACUUAAUGAGCUGCGGAAGAAAAACAAGAAAAAGAUGGUGUCUGAAAGUCAGAAGAAGUCCACCAUCAUUGAGAAAAACUUUAAACGUAGCAUAAAGAAAAGUGAUUCUGAGAACGGGGACCUGGAGAAGCAGAUGGCCCAGCUCCAGGAGCAGCAAAUGCAUGAGCUCCUAACGCUGCGACAAGAUUUUUACGCUCAGGAAAAACUGAUGCGACAGCAUCACCUGACAGAGGCUUUCCAGAAGCUAAAGCAGAUGGCGGCUGAAAGCCACAGCUCUCAGCUGAAGAAACAAAAAGAAACCUGUGAAAAGGAGAAGAAGGAGCUUCAGAAGAUGCUGGAAAGGAAGCGAAUAAACAGCAUUGUUGAAGCAAAGUCGAAAGAGAAUGUGGACCAAAAUGAGAUCAACAGGAAACACAUUAACGAGUCUGUCGAGGCUAUCCGAAGGCUGGAGAAGGCGCAGAGUAUGAGGCAAGACAAGUUAGGGCUGAGGCAUCAGGAGUUGCUGCAACAGCUGGAAGCUCUGCUUCCUCAGCUUCAGUCACAGCUGGAUCGAGAACUCAAGGACGAGUACCGUCGCCUGCCAGAAGAGAUCAGCCAGCUCAUCCCCCCAGACCUUCAAAACAAAAGCUCCCGCAACGAUUCUGUAUUCACCGCGCUGUCCAAUCACAGCAGCCCCGGCUCUGGCCCGCCCUCCAACUGCUCCACACCCAGUUUCCAGUCGACUCCUUUUCGGAGAAGCCUGAACAAGAGCAGGGACAAUAGUAACACCUCACUGGCCGACUCUACGUCAUCCUCCAUCACACCUGGCCGGUCGGGGGCAGAUAUUUCUUUCAACUAGACUUUUGGAUUUUACAGAGCUAGAAAAGAAAAGAAAAAAAACAUAGGGGUCUGUAGUGAUCAUAUGUGGGGUACAAAUGAUUAUCUGCUAAUUUUAUCCUUUUUUUAAAAUCACUGUUUUGUCCUUGUCUACAGAGCUGUAAUUUUUUAUUUUUACUGUUAUUGUCAAUUUUGCUAAGGAAAUAUUCAUUAGAAUCAUAAUCAAUCUUUUGUUUUAAACGUUUAAAAAAAAAAGACAUUAGUUUAAAUGUCUUUCAAUUAUUUUUCCCCUGCAUCUUUUUUUUUUGACGUUUGCCGCCAGUCAGCUUUGCUGUUUAAUGGCGACCCAGGGAAUCUCAAACUUUGUGUCUCAAACAGCUUUAAACUUUUUUUUUUUUUUCCUAAUAUGUAUAUUUUGAAAAGCUUUAAUCUCUUGAGUGAAGCGGCAGCUUUUGAACAGCUUUUGACAUCUGACACGUUACGGCUCGGGUAUGAUCAUGAUUGUUAUAUAUAUCUUUUAGGCCCUUAUCUGUAAAAAUAUGUAGUUUUAACAAGAUAUAAUUAAGGGAUUUUUUUCUAAGAAGAAAAUGUUUUUAAUUUAAAAAUUGGAGCUGUAAUGUCAAAUGCCAACCACUAGAUGGCGAUGGGGACCUUGCCAUUUAUUUUAAUUGCAGUUUUGUCAGGCUGCUCUUCUAGUAUCUCACUGCACUCAAAGACUGCUUUCACCAUAAUCAGCAGCAGGAUUAAUUAGAAACUAGUUCUGGUCUUUCAUCUAUAGUCAGUUUAAAAAUGCCUUAUAUUUUUAAACUAGGUUCAAAACAUAACUUACAAUAUUUUUGUUUUUAAAAUCUUUUUCCUCUCGUUCAAUCCUGUAGGUGUUAUAGAAGAGAGGCACGCUCUUUCUCAAACUAAGAGCACACCUGUAUGAUGGUGUACCCUUCAUUAAAUCUCGCCUUUAAGAAUAUGCUUAUUGGGAUUCUUAUUUCAUCUAAACAGAGAUGGGAUUUUGUUUCAAUGCUUUUUUGUUUUUUAUUUGUGCCAUUGUAGCCUGGAGGAGGACAUUAGCUAAGUUAGCAGGACUACUGUGGAAUAUGGUCCUCUGGUGACUAAAAGCUGCACUAGAACAUCUUUAUUAACUUAGGUUCUGUUUUACUUCUAUGGUUGUUGAUAUUUGAGAUGGAUUUAACUUUCUUUAAGCCUCCACUUCCAUUACCUGGAUGUUUUAAUUUUGUCUUAAGUGGACAGAAAAAUAUUUUUGUGUAGAUUUGAUUUCUCUUUGACAUCCCUCAAAUUAACGCAGCGUCGGAAACGGGUUGUGCACAAAGUUUAUGGUACAUUGAGAUUUUUUUUUUUCUACCAAAGCAUCUAGUUUUUCUGUAUUUAAUUUUUAUUCUCUUGUUUUCUGUGUGUUUCCUGUUUGUCCACUCUGACUGGUGAACCGAUGGUACUAUGUAUAGAUAAUGUAUGUAUAUUUGUAGCUGUACAUGAGUUUUACUACUGAUUACUAACGCUGGUGAGUGAUUGAGGUUAAAUGGUCGAGGGAAAAAAACAAACAAAAAAAAAGGCCUAAUUUUAUUGUUUUGUUUCCUUAUUUCUGUCCAGAGAAAAUGGUUUUUAGAUAUAUAUAGGGAAUGCUCUUUGCCUUUUUUCUUGUGAGCACUGGCUGCCUUUAUUUCUUAUCUCCCCCCGAUUACAUAUUCGAUUUUUUUUCUUUGUUUUCUUCCAAUAAUGGAAGAAAGCUUUAAUUUGAACUGCUGAAAAAUUUGACAUCUAUCAAAUUUACACGACAGGUUCACACUAUCAACUGAGACCAUGAUAAAUCCUUUCCAACCGCUUAGUAUCCUGUCUAAUUUAACAGGAAAAUCAAACACAUCUUUUAUUCAAAGGUUGUAUAAAAAAUGGAGGCAAUGACCUUUGUGCAAAAGUAUGCAGACUUAAAUCAAUACUUUUCUUUGAUUAUAACAAUUAGUCUUCUUUAGGAGGAGGCAGAUUUCACCUUUCUCUUAUGCACAACCUUCUUCACAUGGAUUUUCUAUAUUUUCUAGACUCUAGCUGGAGAAUUCUAAAAGUUUUUUAAUCCGCUUCUUGAUAUUGAUUUUCAGUUGGACUUUGAACUGUUCAGUAUAAUUUAGAUUAAUCAUAUGUAACUCCAUAUCAGGUUAAUUCACUAUUAGGUCAUAUGCAGAUGCCUGGACAUUUUAUUUGGAAAAAUCUUUUUUUUCCAAAUUCUACUCUUUCUACUCAGAUUCAUGUGGAAUAUAAACCGAUUCUUGAUAGAAAUCAUUGCAGCUCCUCGAACAGAGUUGUUUGAUUUUUAGUUAAAAUUUGCAGGAUAAACUUCAAAAUAAAGGGUGGAAACAUUUAGGAGUGAGUUAUUGCUGUCUCGUUGAUUUAAAUCCAAAACAUUCCUUUUAACAUAGACUAACAUGUUUUAAACCCAUUUCUUAUGUGCAGUUUGCUUUUUUUUCCCCUGUCACAGCAGCUUUAACCUGCAGGGGUCAGUAUUUACUUAGAAAGAAACCUUGAGUUUUAUAGCUUAACAGAUGUUGAUUGUAAUGUGCUUUGCACCAACAUAAAGUGCUCUACUCUGGACUUGGAUAUUUGACUUUUAACAGCUGAAGACUUUACCAAAAAAUCUCAACGCAUUCCUCAAAAGGCCAAACAGAAAGGGCAUGUAAUUUAGAAUAGGCAUCAUUCUAUAAUCCAAUCUGGAAAUUAUCAGGUACCUGCUCAUUUGUUGUGCAUUUUUGCCCAUAUGUCCAUUUGUGAAACAUCCUUAUAUACAAUAUUGUUAUAGCCACCCUGUAGUUACUGUUUGUGCAGCCUCUUGAACACAUUUGAAAGAAUUCAGAUUAUUUUCCUCUGUUUGCACUUUGGAUUUUGAUUCAUUUGGUACUUUUUCUUUUUUUGAAGAAGCAUGCAAAGAAAAAUCAUGCAUGUUAUUUUUUUUUAACCAUUUAUCACUGAACUUCAUUUAUCCAAAGAAGUACAUGUUUUUGUAAAUGACUUCUUGCUGGAGUUCUUUUUUUAUGUGGUAAAGAACUGCAGUGUGAGCAGUUAUGGAUUGUAUUGUACAGGUUACUAAGCUCAGAUACUUUACAACUCUUAUUAUGAUUAUAACGUAUACCAAGUAUGCCUCCAUAAAGGGAAGAAAAUAAAACCUGCCAAGAGAAAUGCAUUUGUUAAUAACUAUUGACCACAAAUUUGACCGAGAAAAUUGCACUCUGAUACUAGAUAGCAUGCCAACAAUAAUGUCUUGGUGAUUCAUCAUCUGUAAAGAUCACCAGGUUACUACAUUCUGGGACUUAAAGAGAAGAUGCAAGUCUUUUAUCAACCAUUGCAUGUGGCUGAAUGUAAUUUUUCGUUAUUGUUCGGUUGACAAAGAGUUGUCAAGGACCAGGCUGUAAAACUGUUCCCAGUAGUUAACCUUGUGCAUGGAGUUGUUAUAAAUUUCAUCAUCUAGGCUUUAUAUUUAGACUUCUGUAUUGAUUUUUAGUGUCAUUAAAACAAGAUCAGAGCUUUGACAACAAACCA
Cyprinodon tularosa is the source of this 7625-nucleotide messenger RNA. It is a transcript of the gene plcb3, whose product is annotated as phospholipase C, beta 3 (phosphatidylinositol-specific). The transcript is spliced from 34 exons. Gene Ontology annotation, biological process: lipid catabolic process; phosphatidylinositol-mediated signaling. The record is from RefSeq and is a predicted model, not a curated record. NCBI's taxonomy places the organism in Eukaryota, Metazoa, Chordata, Actinopteri, Cyprinodontiformes, Cyprinodontidae. Gene Ontology annotation, molecular function: calmodulin binding; calcium ion binding; phosphatidylinositol-4,5-bisphosphate phospholipase C activity. Bases 448 to 4113 code for a protein of 1221 amino acids.